AAUGCACUCGCUCCAAUGGGCUUUUCUUCUCCUCCUCUGCCAUCACAGGGAGAGCUUCCAGGCCUCCCACCGCCCUUCAGCCCAAGCCCCAGGACGAACACAUGCAGAGCCGUUCUGUGGGCCAAGCCCAGGCAGCCUCCAUGCCAAAACAGUCACCCAGUCAAGCCCAGGGGGACCUGCUGAGCCCCCUCCAGCCACCCUGCAGAAAUGAGAGUGAGAACAAAUGGUUUGAAGCCACUGAGUUUGGGGUGGUUUGUUCCACAGCAAUGGACGACUGAUACAAGGGACUACCACGGGUCAAGGUCCCACCCACAUAAGCCUUGGGAGUUCAGUGGGAAGCAAAGACAAACCCUCAUGAAAUGAACAGUCUGGCGAGAUGUAGAUUAAUGAAAGAAUCAGACAAGCAAUACUGAACACUGUGCAGCUUGCAGAGGUCUCCUGGCAGCCCGCCUUAGGAAUUCUGUCUGGCCCCGAUCAGAAUACGGGAGACGAGAACACGAGAUUGAUGAGUUUGCCUUGGGAGUCGGUGAGAAGGUGAAACCAGGGCGAACAUGGGUCAGAAGGUCACUGGAGGGAUCAAGACUGUGGACAUGAGGGACCCCACAUACCGGCCCCUGAAGCAGGAGCUCCAGGGUCUGGAUUACUGCAAGCCCACCCGGCUGGAUCUGCUACUGGACAUGCCCCCUGUGUCCUACGACGUCCAGCUGCUGCAUUCGUGGAACAACAACGACCGGUCGCUCAACGUCUUCGUGAAGGAAGACGACAAACUCAUCUUUCACCGGCAUCCGGUGGCCCAGAGCACAGACGCUAUCAGGGGCAAAGUCGGGUAUACCCGUGGGCUGCACGUGUGGCAGAUCACGUGGGCCAUGAGACAGCGGGGCACACACGCCGUGGUGGGGGUGGCGACGGCGGACGCCCCCCUGCACUCGGUCGGGUACACUACCCUCGUGGGAAAUAAUCACGAGUCCUGGGGCUGGGACUUGGGGCGCAACCGGCUCUACCACGAUGGCAAGAACCAGCCAAGCAAAACAUACCCAGCCUUUCUGGAACCAGAUGAGACAUUCAUUGUCCCUGACUCUUUCCUGGUAGCCCUGGACAUGGACGACGGGACGCUGAGCUUCAUUGUGGAUGGACAGUACAUGGGAGUGGCUUUUCGGGGACUCAAGGGCAAAAAACUGUAUCCUGUAGUGAGUGCCGUCUGGGGCCACUGUGAGAUCCGAAUGCGCUACUUGAACGGACUCGAUCCCGAGCCGCUGCCGCUCAUGGAUUUGUGCCGCCGCUCGGUGCGCCUGGCCCUGGGGAAGGAGCGCCUGGGGGAGAUCCACACGCUGCCGCUGCCAGCUUCCCUCAAGGCCUACCUCCUCUACCAGUGAUGUUCACCAUCGGACCACAGCACGACAGCCACCUGGUGCCACCUCACUGAGCCACCCGCCGCUGGCGCCGCCGCACCCUGCGCCUUGGACCGGCAUCCACAGCCAUGGACAGAGGUCCCUGGUCUUCCCUCAUCCUCCGUGGCUGCCUCCACGGGACAAGGACCGAUUCCAACACAGGCUCCUCUUUCCCCCUUCCCGACAUCAGCAGAAGGCAGCGUCCCUGCAUGCCGUCCAUAUACAACCCCUCUUUGAGAAAAGACACAGAGAAUAAACUCCUACGAAAGCCCUA
This is a messenger RNA of Piliocolobus tephrosceles (Ugandan red Colobus), 1662 nucleotides long. It is a transcript of the gene SPSB1, whose product is annotated as splA/ryanodine receptor domain and SOCS box containing 1. The transcript has 3 exons. Gene Ontology annotation, biological process: proteasome-mediated ubiquitin-dependent protein catabolic process. Gene Ontology annotation, molecular function: protein binding. The record is from RefSeq and is a predicted model, not a curated record. Lineage: Eukaryota; Metazoa; Chordata; Mammalia; Primates; Cercopithecidae. Gene Ontology annotation, cellular component: SCF ubiquitin ligase complex. Bases 552 to 1373 code for a protein of 273 amino acids.